UGUUGAAUAUAAAGGUGCUUUGCUUAUGAGUAGCUAAUGAAACAAUAAUUGAAGAAAUAAUUAAAUCCACCUGGUUAAUCAUAGUCAUUAGGAAAAACAUUAUUAAUCAAUCCAUCUUAAAGCUAUGAUUAAUAGGCUUAAGUGGGAAAACGUGGAUUAAGGUGAGGCACUACAUAAGUGAGACCCACUUAAUUAGAGUUUCUAAAAUGGUGUAUAAAUAUGGGAGAUGGUGGGGUUGAAGCUCCAAACACAAUCCUAAGAGGGUUCUUAGUAGAGGUUUUCUCUGUUCAAAGCUAUGGUGCUGAAGAUAGCUGAUGAAUAUAGGCUACAAGUUGAGUCAAACACAGAGGAAAAUAGUAAUUCGGUUUUAGUGAGAGAAUAUUGUGAAGAGAGCGAUAAGGUGUCAGUGGAGAAGAUGGAGAGGCAGUGUGAUGUUGGACAGAAAGGGAAGCCUUCUAUUUUCACUGAUCUUCUGGGUGAUCCUAUUUGCCGCGUUCGUCACUUCCCUUUGCACGUCAUGCUGGUAAAUACAAUAUACAUAUGCCAUCAACUAGUGAAAAUGAUGCAUUUAUUUGUUGCAGAGUAUGGAAAAGCAAGAGAAAUCAUAGGAGUUAUAAGAGGAUGUAUCAAACAUGUGACAACAGGUCAUUCUCAUCAUGUUCUAAAGCUGGCAUAUAUUUUGGGCUUAAGGGUCUCUACAACUCACAGGAGGCUUGGAGUUGGCACAAAACUUGUUCAACAUUUAGAGGAAUGGUGCAAGCAAAAAGGUGCAGACUAUGCAUAUAUAGCAACAGACUGCGCCAAUCAGCCGUGCAUCAGCUUGUUUACGCAGAAGUUUUCAUACACAAAAUUCAGAUCCCCCACAGUGCUGGUUCAGCCUGUCCACGCCCAUUACAAGCCAAUAGGCUCAGCGAUCGCCAUUGUCCGCAUUCCUCCGCACAUUGCUGUUAAAAUUUAUCGCCAUCUCUUUGCAAAUGCCGAGUUCUUCGCCACGGACAUUGACGCCAUUCUUUACAACAAGCUUAACUUGGGCACUUUCAUGGCAGUUCCCAAGAAGCUGCUCCCUAAGUGGGACCCUGAAACAGGGAUCCUCCCUCAGAGCUUUGCAAUCUUGAGCGUGUGGAACACUAAAGAAGUUUUCAAGUUGCAGGUGAAAGGAGUGUCUAAGCUAACUUAUGCGUGUUGCAUGGGAAGUAGAUUGCUGGAUUCAUGGCUACCAUGGCUGAGAGUACCUUCAUUUCCAGAUGUAUUCAGCCAGUUUGGGGUGUAUUUUUUAUACGGACUAACCAUGAGAGGAACUAAUGGUUCACGCCUCAUGAAAUCUCUAUGCACAUUCGUGCAUAACAUGGCCAAGGACGAUGUGGGGUGUGGGGCAGUGGUAACAGAGGUAGGCCAACAGGAUCCUGUAAGAGUGGCCAUCCCCCAUUGGAGGAGACUUUCAUGGAAUGAAGAUCUAUGGUGCAUCAAGAAGCUGACAGAUUUGCAAGGGGAUAACUGUGAAAGAUCUAAAACGUCUGAUUGGAUCAAAUCUCCACCAUCUUCAGCAGGGAUAUUUGUUGACCCUCGAGACAUCUAAGUAUCUUCCUUUCUUCUUCUUCUUUUCUUUUUCCUUUUCUUCUUUCUCAAAUCAGUACAGAAAAUGACAAAAUCCUGCUGUGUACUGUCUUACAGUACAAAAGGAAUGUUCAUAAAACUCUAGCCUAGUCUUCUUUUUUUUUUUUUUUUUUUUCUCCCCAAUGCUCUUCAGUAGUCAAUGCCAACUGAAAGAAGUUAAGCUUACACUUUUUAAGUCGCAUUUCAAUCAUUGGUCUUGAACAAGUUCUAGAAGUCAGUUGAGGGCUAAUGUGACAGGUGGGUGGAAAAUUGCAAAACAUCAUUGGAAUUUCGGGUAUUUAUUAAAUUUUCCACAAUUAAAUUAAUUAUACUUGUACAAGUAUACAACUCUAGUUUUCAACUAAAGGUCAACAUUAUAAAUGAAAAUCCUUCAUCUCAACAUGGUACACACUCCUAUAAUUUGGAGAUUUUUGUUUUUUAUAUCAGUAAGAAAAUCCUCUCCAAGUUAGAGAUAGGAAAAGGAGAAAUAUGAUGGCUGGAGGAGGCUAUUGAAUAGGAUUAAUUCUUUUAAAGAAAAAGAAAAUAAUAGUAAAAGAUACAGUUGGUCCAUGCACUCAAGCCCCCUUCUGAACCAUUCUUUCCAACUUUCUUCCCUCCCGGCUCCCCUUUUUCUCAUCUGUUACUGAACUGACUCCAUCUCUCUCCAAUAACACUAGGAGUCAUCAUAGAAAGAUGAAUGCUGCAAAUCAUCUCUUCUCCUAUGACCAUUAGCCGUCAUAAAAGAAGAUGGAUACUGAAAAAUUUUACAGUAAUUCCAUGAGAUUGCCACUAAUAUUUAAUCACAUAAUUAGCAUUUAAAGUAAUAUCAACUUGUAAAUGGACAAAAGUCUUACUCAGUCAUAUCAGGUUAUCUGAAAUCAGGAAGGGUUUGAGAGCUUAGACACAUUUUUACAGUACCUACUAAGGAAACUCCAACAUUCAAAAUCAUGUAUGAGACUUUAGUAAUUCAUGUUUGACGCAUUUAUAGUGUUUUAGCCGCAAUGGAUAACUAUGAUCGUGCAAGGUGUUGUAAUGGUAAACGUGAGGCAAAGACUGUCCAUUUAUGUCUAAAUUCAGAUAUCCCAAGAUGAACUUCAGUUAGGUGCUUCCAUUAAAAUAGAAAAGUUGCUUUCAUCUUGAAUGGUUAAGACGAACGCGUAGUUUUGAAAUUUUAAAUCCACAAAAUA
Messenger RNA from Benincasa hispida (wax gourd), 2780 nucleotides. NCBI's taxonomy places the organism in Eukaryota, Viridiplantae, Streptophyta, Magnoliopsida, Cucurbitales, Cucurbitaceae. The record is from RefSeq and is a predicted model, not a curated record.